Messenger RNA from Linepithema humile (Argentine ant), 974 nucleotides. RefSeq names its product cap binding protein 20 (gene Cbp20). NCBI's taxonomy places the organism in Eukaryota, Metazoa, Arthropoda, Insecta, Hymenoptera, Formicidae. The record is from RefSeq and is a predicted model, not a curated record. Gene Ontology annotation, cellular component: nuclear cap binding complex. Gene Ontology annotation, molecular function: RNA cap binding. Gene Ontology annotation, biological process: mRNA cis splicing, via spliceosome.
UCCGUUGGUACACAUAAAAUAUUUUAUCUUGGUAAUACUGUAUCCAAGCACUCCAAGCUCACUUCAGUUUAGACACUUCAACUGUUUCAAUCUAGUUUGUAUUUUGUUUUUCGAAUGUAUUGUGUGAAGGUUUGACGAAUAGUAUUUAGUAAGUGUGAAAAUAAACUAAUUAGCACUGAUAAUUAAAAUGUCAGUCAAAGUAAGUGCAAAUACCUCACCAUCGGUUGAAUUAAGCUCUUACCGUGAUCAACAUUUUAAGGGCUCAAGAGCUGAGCAGGAUAGACUUCUAAGGAAUUCUUCUACAUUGUACGUGGGCAAUCUGUCUUUCUACACAACUGAGGAACAAAUAUAUGAAUUGUUUUCAAAAUGUGGCGAUAUCAGACGCAUUAUUAUGGGUCUUGAUAAAUACAAGAAGACACCAUGUGGUUUUUGUUUCGUUGAGUAUUAUCUCAGAAGUGAUGCAGAGAAUUGUAUGAGAUAUAUCAAUGGUACUCGUUUAGACGACAGAAUAAUUAGAACUGAUUGGGAUGCUGGCUUCAUUGAAGGCAGACAAUAUGGUCGUGGCAAAACUGGAGGACAAGUGAGAGAUGAAUAUCGAUCAGAUUUUGACAGUGGACGAGGUGGUUAUGGUAAAAUAAUACAACAGAAAGUAACAUCUCUUUCUGAUGGUGGAUUUGGACGAUAAGAUACUGAGACAUGUAUGAAUGACGUGUACAUGCACAAGUGUUCAAUCUAUAUUUCAUUAAUUAUUUAUAUGUGACUAAAAUAAUUUAGUUUUAUAUGUAAAUAUAAUGUUUAAUGAUACUUAUGUUAAAUAGGAAUAAUAAAAAAAGAAUUACUUGUACGUACAUGAAUUUCAAUACCUUAAACAAAUAUUUUCAAGUAGAAAGUAGAAUCAUGAAAUUUCUAUCAUCUAACAAUGAAAUCAUGAAAAUUGUAUGUAAAUUUUUCAAUUACCAACAUUUGUACAAAUG